AUGUCUCGCUGGGUGAUUCUCACCUUUGCGUUCUCCUGUCUCCUGGCUGCAGCCCACGCUGCAACGGUAAGACCAAAUCUUCAUGUUCAAAUGGGUUUAAACCAUUAGAUUCUAGAUGUGCUAUUUCCUGGCAUCGUUGUGCAAUAAACUGGAAGUUGUUAGAUAUUCAUCAGUGAAUUUCAGAAGUUAGGUCAAAAUAACCAAGCCGAGAGAUAUUGCUGUGUUUGGGAAUUUUAGUUAUUUUUACAAAAACAUUUGAAAUGCUCUGAUGAAUUUCCGAUGAUUUCUAGUGAAGCGAAUAAGUUUGUGGGUGUCUUAUCACUGCCGUGACAGCAUGGGCUGGUUUUAUGCAGGGAGUUAUGGUCACAAAGUUCUAGCGAUGGAGCAAUCUCCAUGGAAAUGUUGUUGCUGAUUGAUAAGCAUUGGUUAGCAUUUUGCUCUUCAAUAGUCUUUUUAUACUUGAGGCCCAAAGUUUGGAAUCAGUUUUAUCCAAGGACUUUGUUCACCAAACUUAUGUAGUAGUUAUUGGCAUCAUUUAAUAUUUAUAUAUAUAUAUAUAUAUAUAUAUAUAUAUAUAAUAUAUACACAUGCACACAAUCUUCUAUAGGGAAUGUGGUGAUCUUGGGCAAGAGGCAGUGGCAACUACAAAGUCAUACUAUUCACUUUUGACUAUUCACUAACUUGUGGAUUGUCAGAAAUUCAAAGUGAAUGUCAAAUAAUUUUAGUACAAAAACAUAGUUGAUUUAAAAAAUUUUUUUUUUCUAAUUUGGCAGUUUUAGACAAACAAAACUGAAGUUUAAACUGAAUUCACACUGAAUUCUCAGCAAUUCACCCUUUAGUGAGAAGUUAACCAGAAUGUUUAAAUGUGUGAAGUCGCCCAAAGGAAGGAGAACUAUUUACAGAGCAGUGCGGGCUUUGCAUUUAGCUAAAUCUUCCCUCCCAAAUCUGGAUGAAAAACUGGUGAUAAGUUUGAAAUCCAGUAUGUCCCUAUAUUCGGUAUUAAAGGAUCAACACAACACAUCAUCAAAAGCUUUAGCUUUAAACUAGACGGUUGCCUCUCUGUGCCAGCUAAUAAAAACAGAUAAAUAUGAUUAGUUUUUUUAUAUUUACCUGCUUUUUCUUACUUAUGCUCUCCACACCCACCCCAGGAGAACACCGAUCUAACCAAUCAGUGUCCUAUUCUUAGAAAUGCUGGAAAUGUGCAUUGGGCAUGCCUUACAACAGGGCCGUAUUAACAGCAUUGUAGGUCUUCAGGCAAAACAGUGCACUCAGGCCCUGCCUAUACAACCACUUGAUAAAAUUGAUAAAAUGGUGAUUAUAUUUAUUUGUACCUCCAACAAAUGCAAUACAAACAUAAAAUACAUACACACAAACCACUGAGUACACACACACAGAUUGCUGAAUACACACACACAAACCACUGAGUACACACACACAGAUUGCUGAAUACACACACACAAACCACUGAGUACACACACAGAUUGCUGAAUACACACACAUACAGACUGUUGAAUGCGCACACACACACAGACAGACGGCUGAGUAAAUACAGACUGCUGAAAACUCACGCACACAGACCGUUGACUACACACAAAAACCACUGAGUACACACACACAGAUUGCUGAAUACACACACACACACACACACACAAACUACUGAGUACACACACAGAUUGCUGAAUACACACACAUACAGACUGUUGAAUGCGCACACACACACAGACAGACGACUGAGUAAAUACAGACUGCUGAAUGCUCACGCACACAGACCGUUGAAUACACACACACACAAACCGCUGAGUACACACACACACAUACUUCUGAAUACACAGACUGCUGAAUACACACACACAAUGCUGAAUACACACACACAAACCUCUGAGUACACACACACACACACACACACAGACUGCUCAAUACACACACAUAGGCCCUGCCUAUACAACCACUUGAUAAAAUUGAUAAAAUGGUGAUUAUAUUUAUUCGUACCUCCAACAAAUGCAAUACAUACAUACAAUACAUACACACAAACCACUGAGUACACACACACAGAUUGCUGAAUACACACACACACAAACCACUGAGUAGACACACAGAUUGCUGAAUACACACACAUACAGACUGUUGAAUGCGCACACACACACAGACAGACGGCUGAGUAAAUACAGACUGCUGAAUACUCACGCACGCAGACCUUUGACUACACACACACAAACCACUGAGUACACACACACAGAUUGCUGAAUACACACACACACAAACCACUGAGUAGACACACAGAUUGCUGAAUACACACACAUACAGACUGUUGAAUGCGCACACACACACAGACAGACGGCUGAGUAAAUACAGACUGCUGAAUACUCACGCACGCAGACCUUUGACUACACACACACAAACCACUGAGUACACACACACAGAUUGCUGAAUACACACACACACAAACCACUGAGUAGACACACAGAUUGCUGAAUACACACACAUACAGACUGUUGAAUGCGCACACACACAGACAGACGGCUGAGUAAAUACAGACUGCUGAAUACUCACGCACACAGACUGUUGAAUACACACACACAAACCGCUGAGCACACACACACAGACUUCUGAAUACACAGACUGUUGAAUACACACACACAGAAUGCUGAACACACACACACAAACCUCUGAGUACACACACACACACAGACUGCUCAAUACACACACAUAGACUCAGGCCCGGACUGGCCAUCGGGCACACCGGGCAAAUGCCCGGUGGGCCGCGGUGGCCAUGGGCCAAGGCCGGCAGGGCAGGUCCCAGGAUCUCCCCUGCCGGUCUAUGCAGGGCCGGCGCUAUCCGAGCGCCAGCCCCGCUGUCUUCCAUGGAGGGCCGGCGGGGAGAGAGGGGGGGGAUCCCGCCGCCAGGAGAGAGGACCCGGCGGAGCUCUAACUUGCAGCUCCGCCGGGUUUCUCUCGCGAGAUCCGGACCGUUGCUAUGGCAGCCGGCCGGGACUCGGAAGAGUGAACUCUAGCCCCAAAGGGCUAGAGUUCACUUACCACGAGGACCACCAGGGAUGGAUGUCAGCAGCACGACCCCCCCACCCCCCCUUCCAGGCUACAGGUAAGAAUAGAGGGGGGGGGAUAUAAUGUAUUUAUUAGUAUGUAUUUAUUUUUUAUUUAUUAUUAGUAUUUAUUAGUAUGUAUUUAUUAUUAGUAUUUAUUAGUAUGUAUUUAUUUUUAUUAUUUAUUAUUAGUAUUUAUUAUUAGUAUUUAUUAGUAUGUAUUUAUUUUUAUUUAUUAUUAGUAUUUAUUAGUAUGUAUUUAUUAUUAGUAUUUAUUAUUAUUUAUUAGUAUGUAUUUAUUUUUAUUAUUUAUUAUUAGUAUUUAUUAUUAGUAUUUAUUAGUAUGUAUUUAUUUUUAUUAUUUAUUAUUAGUAUUUAUUAGUAUGUAUUUAUUAUUUAUUAUUAGUAUUUAUUAUUAGUAUUUAUUAGUAUGUAUUUAUUUUUAUUAUUUAUUAUUAGUAUUUAUUAUGUAUUUAUUUUUAUUAUUUAUUAUUAUGUAUUUAUUUUUAUUUUUUAGUAAAACAUUAAUAGUGCCAUUUACCUGCCUCCCCCAAUACAAAAUCCUGGCAAACACACACAUCACCCUCACCCAGCACCCUAACACAUACACAGCACCCUAACACCAGCACCCUAACAUUGACACAGCACCCUAACACACACACAGCACCCUAACACACACACAGCACCCUAACACCAGCACCCUAACAUUGACACAGCACCCUAACACACACACAGCACCCUAACACACACACAGCACCCUAACACACACACAGCACCCUAACAUUGACACAGAACCCUAACACACACACAGCACCCUAACACCAGCACCCUAACAUUGACACAGCACCCUAACACCAGCACCCUAACAUUGACACAGAACCCUAACACACACACAGAACCUUAACACACACACAGCACCCUAACACACACACAGCACCCUAACACCAGCACCCUAACAUUGACACAGAACCCUAACACACACAGCACACUAACAUACACACAGCACCCUAACACACAUAGCACCCUAACACACACACAGCACCCUAACACCAGCACCCUAACAUUGACACAGCACCCUAACACACACACAGCACCCUAACAUUGACACAGAACCCUAACACACACACAGCACCCUAACACACACACAGCACCCUAACACCAGCACCCUAACAUUGACACAGAACCCUAACACACACAGCACCCCAACACACACACAGCACCCCAACACACAUACAGCACCCUAACACCAGCACCCUAACAUUGACACAUCACCCUAACACACACACAGCACCGUAGCACUCACACAACACCCUAACACACACACAGCACCCCAACAUACACACACAGCACCCUAACACCAGCACCCUAACAUUGACACAGCACCCUAACACACACACAGCACCCUAACACCAGCACCCUAACCCUAACACCAGCACCCUAACAUUGACACAGCACCCUAACACAUACAGCAACCUAGCACACACACACACAUCACCCCAACACAUACACAGCAACCCAACACACACACAGCAACCCAACACACACACAGCAACCCAACACACACACAGCAACCCAACACACACACACACACACACACACAUCACCCUCAAAUACACAUCACCCUCAAAUACACAUCACCCUCAAAUACACAGAACCCUCGCACAGUGCCCUCACACACAGCGCCCUCACACACAGCACCCUCCCACACACAUACUGCACCCUCCCACACACACUAUACUCCUCACAAAUGCACACUACACCCCUCACACACACAGCACCCCCCAAACACACUGCACCAGUCACACACUCACUAGAUCCCCUACACACAGACGCUGCACCACUUACACACACACUACAUUUCUGACUUACACACUCAGGAUCCCCUAUGAACACACUAGAUAUCCUUUAAGCAAACACAUAGUGUCUCCAUAAAUGGGAUACAGUGAGUAUUCCAAUUAUGGAAACCCCUGAGACAAGUUUCAAGCAAACACAAUGCAAGCAUGUUAUUAAAUUUGCUUGCGCUGUGCAGAUCAAAUACAGGGCCCUUUUCUCAUGACCUGGAAGAGCAUUGAACCAACAUGCUCACUUUGAGAUGGGGCGUGCUUGUCAUUGGGGAUGACAAAACACACCCAAUCUGGCCCCGCCCCCUUUUCAGUGGGCUGCUGUAAUAAAAAAUGCCCGGGCCGAAUUUUUUCCCCAGUCCGGCCCUGCAUAGACUGCAGAAAACAAACACACGGACUGCUGAAUACACACACACACACACAGACUGCUGAAUACACACACAGACUGCAAUGAGGGGUGCAGUGUGUGGGGGGAUGCAGUGUGUGUGUGAUAGGUGCAGUAUGUGGGUGGGGGUACAGUGUGUGGGGGUGCAGUGUGUGUGCGAGGGGUGCCAUGUAUGUGUGUGAGGAGAUGCAGUGUAAAAAAAAAUAUAAAAAAUGAAUAAUUAAAAGCUAUAUGUCCUCCGGUUGCAGGCUGCCUUUACUUCUCCCAUGAGCAGAGCAUAUCAUUGCCCUCCUCGUGGGAUGAACACAUAACCUCCUGGGUCCUAACUCCCUCCCUCUCCCCUAACUAAGUAUGAGUGAGCCAGUGAAGGAGAUCUUUGAUCACUCACAGCACAGUCACAAUGACACCAGGCUUCAGUCCCUGGAGGACUCAACUCUUACCUCUUGAAAGUGUUACCAUGGUAGACUAAAAUAGCUGUGACCGUGUAAGAUAAAAGUGAUAACCACAGAAUGGCCAAGAUGAUCUGCACUUCUGCUUCAAUAAAUGUAUCUCUAUAAGGUUACAUUUUUGUUUUCUAUUCGUCUCUGGAGCCUCGAAGAUGUACAACUCCAGUAAUGGCGACUGGUCAAAGAAAUCAGAGAUGUACUGAUCACAGUGCCCUACUUUCUAUAUGCCUGUUCUAAUGUUAUACCAAGCACAGGGAAUAUCUUGUAAUAGUAAACUCUUGUAUUUACAGCUGGGAGUUGUCCACACGGAAGGGGGAUUUGUGGAGGGAACAAGCAAAAAAAUUGGCGUUAUUUCCCCAGAUUACAUUGAUAUUUUCAAGGGGAUUCCCUUUGCUGCUCCACCAAAUGUUCUUGAAAAAGCAGGACCCCAUCCUGGCUGGUCAGGUAAAUUCUUGCUAGUUUCUACCUGUAUACAGACAAUUUAAAGAUUUGCCUCUAUUUUGGUUAAUCAGUGUUUUUGGCUCUAUUUUGAAUAUUACUUCUGUGGUAGCUUUGGUAAUACACCACACCUUUCCUCAUAACAACCACCAUUCUACACCUCUGUUCCUUCUUUUUGUCAGCCAAAUUUGCCACCUACUACUAGUAAGGCUGCUUAAAACACCACUAUAUUUGGGUUUAUGACAACUCACUUCCACAGGCUAUUAAGCGUCUUUCCUUUUUUCUUCACCUUAAGUCUAUAACUUACGAUCUUUUACUAUGCCAGCUAAUGAACUAGGCGUUCAUACGCAUGCCUAGGAUAAUAAGUAAUAUAUAGGAUCUAGAGGUUCUAUGUUUGGCAGAUAGUUGCCAGCACUUUUCAACCCUAAUUAACUAGGUGAAAGAGCUGACUAUAGAAUUCACCUAUUCUAUACCUACUACAGAACCUAUGCUUACUUUAGGAUGGUCUAGACCAGUGGUAUGCAAGUUUUGGCACUCCAGAUGUUGUGGACUGCAUCUACCCUAAUGCUUUGCCAGCAUUAUGACUGUAGGAGCAUUGAGCGAGAUGUAGUCCACAACACCUUGAGUGCCGAAGGUUGCCUAUCCCUGCUAUAGACUUAGUCCAGCUAUUUUAUUUUAUUUUUUAUUCUUUUUUUUUGCGUUUCCGAGGUGAGUGCACCAUAAUAAGAAAAAAGGUAACAAAUGAUCACAUAAAGCGGGAUAAUUAAACAGAGGAUAUUCACAUCAAGGUAACUAUUUUUAGCUUAAUUUGAUGCAGUGGUGUGAAUUGUGCUUGUUUGAGUUGUCAGUGAGCCCCUUUUGUACAGGGUUGGGGUUGGUUGAAUGCGAGCUGCCCUGAUACCGGGCAGUCCUGGUUGGUUUAUCUGCAUUUGGAUUGUGCACAUCGAGUAAAGCUAUCAAUGGUGACCGUUAUGGUAGCGUAGUGUCCCCCUAUGGGGGUUGAUCUGGCCAUUUCCAUUUGCCUGGUACAAGAGGUUGUGGCUUGGUGUGUGGUGUUGGGGCAUAGUAGCCAGUCUUGUAUGUCAUCUCGUGACUAGUUCUUCAUUCUGGGGUUGUGUGCGAGUGCACGGCCAGUGGUACGGUGGGCAGUGUAUUCCUCUGCUGUCCUGGUAACGUGUUGGAUGAGGUUCCACCUUCAUCCCGGGGUAGGGAAGGUCUAGGUGGGGGUCUACUGGUGAUGGAUAGGAGGGGGUGUAUGGGAGAGUUAUCCGUAUUGAGGUUGUGAGAGUGUGUUGUCAAAUUGCGAUUGGGUAGGUUUGCGUGUAGUGUUGUCGUUGCUACCUUUUCCGGUGCCCGGGCUGUAAGUGGAGAUUGGGAAUUCGAACAGCCAGGGGUUCCAUAUUUUAUCGCAGUGUUUAAUUGUAUCGUGUAUUAUAGCAGAAAGGGUAUCCAUUUUCCUGGUUUCCUCUAUUUUCCAUUUAAUGUCUCUUAUAGUGACGCUCCCCAGUGAGAUGCUAUUGCUCUUCUGGUGGCUAACGCCAAUUUUGCUAUAAGCUUGUUAUUUGUGCAGGGUGUGUCUUUUAGGGGUUUGGCCAGCAACCAUGUCCAGGGGUCUUUUUGUACGUUUGUGAGUAACGUUUGGGAAGCUAUGUUAGUGGUUUCCAUCCAGAUUGGUGUUAUUCUUGCCAUUCCCACCAUAAAUGGUAGUAUGUGCCUUUUUGCCCGCAUCCCUUCCAACAGUGAUCGCCCAUGGACAUUCUCAUUUGCUUCAAUCGGAGAGGUGUGAGGUACUAUCUCAUGAGUGUUUUAUAAGCCUGUUUUUUAUGGUUGAUGCAGAUAAUGACUGUCGCAGUGGCUUCCCAAAUGUGCCCCCACACUGUAGGGUCGUCGGGUGGACCCAGGUCCCUCUCCCAAGCCGAGACAUAAAAUAGAGUAUGAUCAGGUGUGGCGCGGACUAGGAGGGAGAUAUUGACCUUUGUUUACAGGGUUUUUCAUGCAAGCUUUUUCCAAAGCUGUGGGUGUUGUUUGUCCUGCUUGUUUGUAGGUGGUAUUGUCUAGGAAGUUUCUAAUUUGUAGGUAUGUGUCGUGGGUGUUGAAUGGUGUACUGCAGGGGAAAAAUGGAAAAGUGAUUAGUUGGUGGUUUCUGUAAAAUUGAAAUAUUCUGGUUAGGUUAUUGUCUUCGUAAUGUGUGAAGUUGUGCGGGUGCAUUCCCGGGGCAAAGUGUUUGUUCUGCAGAAUCAGGGUUAGGGGGGACGGUUACAUUGUGAGUGCGUGUUUGAAUGCGAGUUUGUUCCAGAUUGCAAUGGAGGUUGUGAGGGCUGGGGUUGUCUGUGGGAGUUUAGGCCUAGCUUGUUUUGGCAGCCAGAUAUAUAGUGGGGGGAUGUCCCUACUGAACAAGUCGUGUUCCAGAUCUACCCAUCUCUUAAGUCCUGCCGGGGCGUGUAAGGUUUGUAUUUGGGCUAGUUGUGCCGCGUGAAAAUAUUGUUGCAUCUGUGGUAAUCCCAGGCCUCCUGCCCUUGUGUGAUAUUCAUUACGCCCUUUCCUAUCCUGGCUCUUUUAUGUGCCCAUAUGAAUUGGUCUAUGUGGAUUUGUAGACUUUUGAAGUCUUUUGUGGAUUGAGGGAUAGGCAGCGUCUGAAAUAGGUAUAGGAACCUGGGAAGUAUGUUCAUUUUUAUUGAGGCUAGCCUAACCAGCCAUGAUAUGGAAAGACCUUCCCAUGAUGUGAUGUCUGUCUUCGCCUGUUGUAGCAGUUGGAUGUAGUUCAGGGAGUAGGUCUGGGUUAUAUCUGCCGGUAGGUUUAUUCCUAGGUAGUGAAUGUGUGAGGAGUAAACUCUGAGUCUAUCUGCCAUUAAUUUUGUGAACAGUUUAAUGUCCACGUUCAAUAGGGAGAUGGGCCUGUAGUGUCCUGGGUCAGUAUGGGUUUUGUUCGGCUUGGGUAGGAGGCAUAUAUUGGCCCUAAGCAUGUCUGGGGGUAUUGGAUCAACCCUUAGGAUAGAGUUGAAGAGGUUGCAUAGGUGGGGUAGAAGUAUUGUAGAGAAAGUUUUAUAGUAAAAGCCUGUGAAGCCGUCAGGGCCUGGGCUUUUUUUCGGUUUGAUGUGUCUAAUAGUUCGGGCCACUUCUUCUAUUGUGAUGGGCUUGAUCAGGCUUUUGGCCAUAGCCGGGGUGAGGGAUGGUAGUGGGAUCUCGUUGCACGGCCAUGCACGGCACUCAAGGUGUUUUUUCACGGCACUCAAGGCUGCUAGAGCCAAACAGGCUCUGGCCUAUCAGGAGUCCCAGUAAAACUUCAGAUAUCUGCUAAUACGAAAAGGUGGUGAUGGACAAUCCAUACAUUGCAGCACAUAGAGGAAGUGAUCUCAGAUCACUUCCUCCCAGCACUUGUGAAUGGGAAUCCACACUGUAGUAGAGCAGCCUGCAGCUGCUGUUACUGCUCCUGUCCUUGACAUGUACCUGGCCAGCCUGGUCCCCACUGGAACCCAGGGAAGCCACCCACACUGCUAGAUAUACACAGAAAUGCAGAAUAACCCUCCCCUCAUACAAAUAAUACGAACAGCCCACAAACAAACAUACACACAAUUCGCACAAACGUAACCCUCUAACAAUCCACAUACAUGCACACAACCCCACAUUCAGCCUCUCACAUGCAAUACCCCAAACAGCCCACACACACUACCAAACACACAAUGUGACAUAUCCAUCCACACACAAUUCCACAAGCAGCCCUCAUACAGAGCCCACAUUUAUAUGUUUUAUACACGAUACCAUAAACUACUAAUGAACACAUUCAAUCUAAUAGCUCAUAUACGCACAAAUACAAUGAUACAAAGCAAUUACAGUACAGAUAACACAAGUAGAAUACGGCAACAUACACACCUCAAUUUAAAAAAAGAUAGGAUCAGCACGCUAUGGGACAUCACAAUCCUAUAUCGGCACAGUGCUGCUAAAAGGUUGCCUACCCCUGGUCUAGGGUGUGCUUUGUUAUGCUAAGGUGGCAUUAGCCCCAACACUGGUGUGCAUUAGGUGUGUGGCUGGGUGACCAUUAAGGGGUGAGUGAAGAAUAAGAGAUAAGGCAUGCAAGUACACAUAUUGAACUGGGUGGGUACUGAACUGGUGGAGGACAGGCCGUCCGAAAUAAACAAAUAGAAGGUAGCUCUACACCACACUCCAAAUGUGGAGACUGAAUCAUACUUUUGUGGUAUAAACAAACUAUAUAGCCCACAAAUAAUUAUUAGUAAUAACUUACACAUAAACAACUGAAUAACCUUAAAGGGCUAAUCCUGAACAACCUAGAAAAAUUAUUAUAGAUGGAGUGGCGCUGGUCUGUUUAUAUGUGUUAAUAACUUUAUGAUGUAGACACAGUGCCAGAGUUCUGUGAUAAAAGGUUUACUGUUAGGGGAGAAAAGAAUAUGCUCCUGUAUUGUAUUGGAAAUUUGACGAUCAUACAAUUGAUUUUUGCCGCCCUAGGCAAAAGUAAAGUUUGCCGCCCCCCCCCCCAUGUGACAUCACAAUGCUCCACCCAUAUGAUCUGCCAUGUUAACUAACGCCAGUGCUGCAGUGCCGCCAUGUUUACAUUAUAAGGCAUGCAGGGACAGGCUAUAGACACCAGAACCACUACAUUAAGCUGCAGUGGUUCUGGGGACUAUAGUGUUUCUUUAAUGUGAGGUAAACUGGAGAUUAGUGCCACGAAUAAUAUACUAGAUUGCCUACUUACAACGAGAUGAGGAUGAUGAUGGGCUCUAGCUGCAGUCUGGCUCCACUGGUCUGGUGUAGAACAGGCUCUCUGGAGGCUGUUUGUAACUCUGGUUAAAAAAAUCAAUAUUCUGGGAGAACGGGAAGCAGCUCCAUUUUUGGGGGGCCCUUUACACAGCUCAAGGUCUGGGUCCCAGGGUCCACCUUCAUGUUCCACCAAUGAGUUUGUUCACAGGGGGUGGAGUGUGUAGGGGAUGUCCUGAUAUGUGUGUAAGGAAUGCAUUGUGUGAAUCUGUGUUUGUAUGUGUAAGGGCUGCAAGGUGUGUUUCUGUGUAUGUACAGGAUGCAGUGUGUGCGUGUGUAAGGGGUGCAUUGAGUGUGUGUAAGGAAUGCAUUGUGUGUUUCUGUGUGUGUAAGGGAUGCAUUGUGUGUAAGGGUUACAUUGUUUGUGUGUGUGUGUGUCUGUGUGUGUAAUGCAUUGUGUGUUUUUCUGUGUGCAAGGGGUGCAUUGCAUGUGUGUGUGAUGGAUGUCAAUCUCUCCCCCCUCCCUUGUUACUCUCUUCUCCCCCCUCUCCCUCCCUUGUCACUCUCUUCUCCCCUCCCCCUUCCCACUCUCAUUGCCCCUUCCUCCCCUGUAACUCUCACCCCCGUCAAUUUCUUCUCCCCCCCACCAAUUUCUUCUUCUCCCCCCUCCCCUACCAAUUUCUUCUUCUCCCCCUCCCCUACCAAUUUCUUCUUCUCCCCCCCUCCCCUCCCCAUUUCUUCUUCUCCCCCCUCCCCAAUUUCUUCUUCUCCCCUCCUGCCAAUUUCUUCUUCUCCCACCCUCCUGUAUUUCUUCUUCUCCCACCAUCCCCAUUUCUUCUCCCCUCCCUACCAAUUUAUUUUUUAUCCCUCCCCAUUUCUUCUCCCCUCCACUACCAAUUUCUUCUCCUUCCCUGUUCUUCUCCCUUCCUCAAUUUCUUCUCUUCUCCCCUCCUCCCAAUUUCUUUUCCCCCUCCCUCCCAAUUUCUUCACCCUCCCUCCCAAUUUCUUCUCUCCCCUCCUCAAUUUCUUCUUACCCCCUCCUACCAAUUUCUUCUUCUCCCCGCAGUUUCUUCUUCUCCCCCUCCCUACCAGUUUCUUCUUCUCCCCCCCCCUCACCUGCCAAUAUCUUCUCCCCCCUUCCCUCACAAUUUCUUCUUACCCCCUCCUCCCAAUUUCUUCUCCCCCCUCCCCUCUGGUUCUUCUUACCCCUCCUCCCAAUUUCUUCUCCCCCCUCCCUCACAAUUUCUUCUUACCCCUCCUCCCAAUUUCUUCUUGCCCCCUCCUCCCAGUUCAUCUCCCCCCUCCCCCUCACAAUUUCUUCUCUGCCCCUCACCCCUCACAAUUUCUACAUACCCCCGCCCACUCCCCUCCCCAUUUCUUCUCCCCCCUUCCCUCCCAAUUUCUUUCUACUCCCCUCCUACCUUUGUUGUAGCGUGGCCGAGCCCUGCAUCAUGAUGGUCCGCGGGUACAGGUUGCUUUUGUUUCCUGUACCCGGCCGGACUAACAGGAAGUGUUAGUCCGGCCGAGUACAGGAGACAGAUGCUCCCUGUACCCGUCGGACCAUCAUGAUGCAGGGCUCGGCCACGCUGCAACUGAGGGAGUGACAGGAGGGAGCGCUUCCCUCCUGUCAGCCCCUCUCCUCAGGUUGCGCCCGGGCGGUGCGGUCCGCCCUCAUGGACGCACCGCCCGGGCAAAGCUGCAGCUGCCUGAGGCUCUUUACAGAGCGCUCGGGCGGCUGCAGCAUGGGGGGGCCGGCGCUCCUGGCGGCGCCCCUUCCCAAGGGGCGCCCUAGGCGGCUGCCUAGUCCGCCUAACAAGUAGCGCCGGCCCUGGUUAAGGUGUGACAUGUGGGCUUGUCUUCGUGAAAUGGGAGGUCGGGGGCUGGUUCUAUAGUUUGAGGUUAGGUGUAAGUGCCUUGGGGCCCCACUGGUGACUUGCCAGUGGUUCAGCCCUGUACCCUCCCUGUGUAUGUGGGUACUGCCUGGACCUGUGUGAGGCAAUAUAAGCCCAACAACAAUAAAAAAUGUUGAGUUUGGCAUUAGCAAAACAAUAUAAAUAAUAUACUUAUCUGAAGGUUAAUAUGAGGAGUGUCCAUUCCCUGUAAAGAGUGCUUAUCAGAGGUAUCUUAGAGUUCAUCAAGUGGGACUCUAAACAGCGCCUCUGGGCUGUUGGGGUGGUCUCUUCCGUGUGUUCUGCCUCGGGGGAAGCGGGGUGUUGGGCCUAUUGGCGUCUGAGGUGUGCUGGUCUGGAGCUUGUAAAGUGAGGCCUACAGCUGAAGCAAAGUAUGUGAUCUUGGUCUCCUUGGCGAACCGUCAGCUUGAACGGAUGCCCCAUCGGUAUUUGAGGCCUUGUUGGGUUAGCACUGUCAUAAAAGGCUUGAGUUAUCUCCUUUUCUUCAGAGUUGUGGGUGCCAGUUCUUGAAAGAAAGUGAGCGUGUGUCCCUGAUAUUUUGGCGGUGUGUUCUGUGUAUUCGCCAUUAGCCUCUCUUUGGUGGUAAAGUGGAGCAUUCGUACGAUAAUGUCUCUUGGGGCUGUGGUGUUGAAGGCCGGUGGGCAGAGGGCUCUGUGUGCCUGAUCUUUUUCCCAGUCUUGGUCUGUGGAAUCUGGUAGCAGGGUUCAAAAGAUUUCCUGAAGCUCGGGCAAAAUGGCGUCCGCCAGCACUGUUUCCGGCAGGCCCCGGAUUCUAAUAUUGUUUUUUCUGGAUCGGUUGUUUAAAUCCUCAAGGUUAUCUUCCAUGAAUUGGAACUUGUUGCUCAGGUAAAAGAAAUCUUGGGUAUGCUGUGUUGUUUCUGUUUUUAAGCCAGUUAUGUCGCGCUCCGCCUGAGUUGUACGCUCUGUUAAGGCCUCGAGAUCUUCCUUGAAGCCCGAGAUUUGCUGAUCGAGCUCUGUUGCGGUGUGCAUCUUUAUUUCUGCAGUGGCUUCCUGUAGCAUGUGCCGGAGGUCCGGCUUUGUGAGCGGGGCUUGUUGUCUCUCUGAUGCAACACUGCCGUCGGAGCCUGAGUCUGGUAGGCCUUGGCUCAAAGAUGGCUGCCCUUGUUCCUUUGGGGUCCGGAACAAUGUGGCCACAAAGGGUGGAAGUUCUUUCUUUUUUUUUCAUGGCUCCCAUUCUCUCGUCAGUCGGGUUAUGUCGUGGGUUGUCGGGGGAGCCUUUUUGGAGGCUGGAUGCUUGGUAAAACGUGCGAAUGGUGGCUGAUUGUAACUCCUAAGAGGGAGAGCGAAGGGCUCACACGUCUGUCCGCAUUGAUGGUUAGACUCCACCCCCAGUCCAGCUCUUUUUACAGCUUGUGACUACCAUUACUGGACUGUGCUCACCUAUUCUUGCAAAAGAGCAUGUAACAAUUUUCCAUGUAUGUUUUAAAGUUCCAUGUAUGCUUACUUCCAUAUAUUCUUAUACGUAUGCUUGCAGUAAGUUUCUUUAUGUAAAAGCCAUAACAUUUUGGGAAUUUCAUGGAUUUAACCCAGAGGUUUCUCAGUUCAUUAUAGGGCCGCUUUGAACAAAUUUCUUAUUUUCAAAUUGCAAAUGGCUUGUUGCCUCAUGAAGACCUCACCAGGGCCUCUUAAAACAGCAGAUGCCAGAUUAAUUUCCUAGGUGAUUCUGCCCUUUUAUAGACAAUGUCACUCACUCAUUGUACAGAUGGCCCAAGUGAGGACCCAGACCUUCAACCUUGUUUCCUCCUUUGGAAAAGACAGAAAUCUAGGCAAGAAGAGAAGCAUAUGCUCUGAUAUCACCACUAUUAUAGAUUGUAAGCUCAUAAGGAGAGUCCUCAACUCCCGUUGUAUCUGUAUAUACCGUAUUUUUGGAAAAGUAAGUUUCCACAAUUUUAACGUGCAUUAGAUUUGAUGGCACAUUACAUUCAGGUCAAAAUUUGAAAUUUUCUGGCGAAUUUACACAAGCAAAUUAAAACUGGUGAAUUCAAGCGGGUGAAUUGUAGAGAUCUGCAGAAUUUGUUGCAAAGUCCAGCACACAGAAAUGAAACAAGUAACAAUAUCAGGUGCUUUAAAUACACUGAACAAAAUUAUAAACGCAACACUUUUGUUUUUGCCCCCAUUUUUCAUGAGCUGAACUCAAAGAUCUAAGACUUUUUCUAUGUACACAAAAGGCCUAUUUCUCUCAAAUAUUGUUCACAAAUCUGUCUAAAUCUGUGUUAGUGAGCACUUCUCCUUUGCCGAGAUAAUCCGUCCACCUCACAGGUGUGGCAUAUCAAGAUGCUGAUUAGACAGCAUGACUAUUGCACAGGUGUGCCUUAGGCUGGCCACAAUAAAAGGCCACUUUAAAAUGUGACGUUUUACUCUAUUGGGAGGGUCCGAGGGGGUGAAACCAGUCAGUAUUUUGAGUGGGCAAAAAUAGGGGCAAAAACAAAAGUGGUACGUUUAUAAUUUUGUUCAGUGUAUAUAUAAUAAUUUCAAUUUUUUUGGGGGGGUAAGAUAAAGUUCCCUUUUAUAUAUCACAGUAAGCUUUCUUAAUUCAACAACUGGUUCAUGUUCUACCUCUUUAGGUACAUUAAAGACCACUGACUACAAGCCAAGAUGUUUGCAAUCUGACUUAACCCAAACUGGCGUUCGUGGAGAACUGGACUGCCUGUAUUUGAACAUUUGGGUUCCCCAGUCCCGCUCUGCAGGUCAGUUGCUAUGAUGACACUAAAAUAAUGUACUAACAUGUGAGAAUAUUUCAAAAUAGAAUUGCUCAUCUACUCAAAUUCUCUACAUGUUUUCACAUUCAUUAUACUGAUGCAACUAUGGAAAAAUGUAUUAAACUAAGUAAAUUCUAAAUACCGAAUAUAAUCUUACUCUUAACUAUUCUGAAAUAUAUUUUUGGAAGAAAAGUCUUUUAAAGUUAGUCACUAACCUGGAAAUUGACCAAAUAAUUGUAGAACAAAAUUAUCGAAAAGAAAAGGCAUACAGAACUACUUCGAUCAAGUUUAGAAAAUCUAUGUGUGCCAUGCAAAUUUUAGGACCUUCAAGUUCAUAGAUUACCACAUUGGAUUUAUUGUGCUGGUUAGCCAUCCAUCAUUUACAUGGGUCCAGCAUAUUGUUCCCUUUGUUGCCCAACACUUGGUUGGCCUGUAAAAACUAGACUGUUGGGCAAAGCAACACAUUUAGCCUCUUAUGAUUGCAGUUUGGGUUGAACUGGUCAGUUUCUUUACAUUAGUGAAUUCAGCAUUUCCUAUUAUUAUUUGUAAUGAACGUCUAUUUUUCUCAGUCUCUUCAAAACUACCAGUUAUGGUGUGGAUCUACGGUGGAGGCUUCCUUCUUGGUGGAGGUCAAGGGGCCAACUUCUUGGACAAUUAUCUGUAUGAUGGAGAGGAAGUUGCUCUUCGUGGCAAUGUCAUUGUGGUAACCUUUAACUACCGUGUCGGACCUUUAGGUUUUCUCAGUACUGGAGAUUCUAAUAUGCCUGGUAAGACCCAUUUCCAUCAGGUUCUGUACCGACAUCUUAGUCUUUUCAUAGAUUAAUCAAAGAUGGUGCUGAGCUUUGCAUUAACACUUACAACUCCUUUUAUAUAAUCCCAAACGAUAUUAAACCAUUUCAUUAAUGGCCAGAAUGAUGGCACACAGCAAAACUUUAAAAGAUUUGAAAUGUCAGUGUUGUUUCAACAUCCCUAAUUAUGAACUUCUUGUACACAGGUAACUAUGCACUGUGGGAUCAACAUAUGGCUAUUGCUUGGGUAAAAAGGAAUAUUGCUGCCUUUGGAGGAGACUCCAGCAAUAUUACCAUAUUCGGAGAAUCAGCUGGAGGUGCCAGUGUGUCUCUGCAGGUACAGAACCCAGUUGGCAACAGGGCUGGAUUCAGUAAACAUAGAAUGAGACGACAGAUAAGAACCAUUUGGCCCAUCUAGUCUGCCCAAUUUUCGAAAUACUUUUAAUUAGUCCCUGGCCUUAUCUUAAGUCUAGGAUAGCCUUAUGCCUAUCCCUCGCAUGCUUAAAUCUCUCACUGUGUUAACCUCUACCACUUCAGCUGGAAGGCUAUUCCAUGUGUCCACUACACUCUCAGUAAAGUAAUACUUCCUGCUAUUAUUUCUAAACCUUUGCCCCACUAAUUUAAGACUAUGUCCUCUUGUUGAGGUAGUUCUUCUUCUUUUUCUUUUUUAUAUUCUUUAUUUUUGUCGUGCACAAAUCACAUUACAGGCAUGCCUUGCCACAACAGCAUAAGCACACAUAAGAUUAAUAUAGAAUUGAAAACAUUGUGGCUGUGGGUCUGCACAAUUUUUAUACGUAGUAGGAACAUAACGUCAGAGAAACAGGCUAAUACUCAGGUAGAUCACUGUGUGUCAUGCUAGGUAGUGAGCGGACAGUCUGCUGCAGAAUAGCUAGAGGAUAUGUCAAAGAUUGGUUGUCAUGCAGCGUCUGUAGUCUAUGGAAGCAUAAUCAGCAAUCUGAACAGAAAAGGAGAGGGUCUACCUAAGUGUCAAGAGAUAGUAGCCACUGGGUUGCUUGUAAAUACCUGAGCGUCAACAUAUAAGGUUAACUAGGUUAUAAGCUAAAAUACACGGUUAACAUUGCCAUCUGUGCUGUGAGAGAGCAUGUUUAAGCCACAAGCCAGGUAAAACCAUCAGCGUCCACAUUAGGUUUAUCAGAAAUCAGACCGUUUGUCAUGCUUCAGGAGAGGGUCUGAAGGAGGCAUUGUCAGCUGUCCUCAGCCAAUACCCCGUACAUGCCACAGUGAAAAGGCCAGCUCCAGGUUAGAUGUAUCGGUCCCUCUCUCCGGCAUGCCGAAAGUCAGGCUGCACUGCCCGUGCAGCAAACAAAGUGUCGGUGUUUUGCAGCAUGACAAGUCCCUGUCUCUUCGGCUCCGGGCCUUGAAGAGAGCCAGUGCCCUCGGUCCGUGGAUCCCCCUUCUCCAAGUGGCGGGAUCGUGGGUCCCCGGGGUUUCCGGAUGGCGGUCUUCCCUGCAGAUAGUCGAACUACUGCCUGGAGGGAUCUCCAGUUGGGCCCCCAGCCCAGAAGAGGGACGGGCAUCAGCUGCUGCUUGACAAGAAGUCUCUGUCUUGGGAAGGGUAUGUAGGGGUCCACGCUUGGCGAUGCAGUCCCAGAAGGCUUGGCAUAUUGCCUCAAACCGAGCAUCAAAGGCCUCUCUCCAGCUCCACAACCUCAGCACAGCUUGUUGGGCUGUGCUGAGGUUGUACUGCAGCGGCCAUCUUGAAGGUGCCGCGUAGCUUGCGGGUGUUCUCCUGUCAGGCUUCGUGGUGCAGGCUUAGUGGACCCAGUGGGGACCAGGAUAACCCCCACCUGUCCAGAGGGGGGGGGAUUAUGGGGUAGUUAGCCGUCCCCAUGUGUUGCAGCGUCACGCUGGGUAGAUGAUCAGCCGCUUCAUCAUUCCCGCAGCGACGGUAGGCCACAGUGAGGUCUCUGUGCGAGAUAUAAGCUGGUUAGUCGCUGAAAGCUUAACGAUCUUGCCCUGGGACACCAGUUACGGGUAAGUAGCUGGGUGAGUCGUUUGUGGCGGGCUGUCUGUCUGUAAUUCAGACAGGGUUUGUAGAUCAAGCUAAGAGCUCACUCAAUGUGCAGCCAGCCGCCAUGAUGCCCAGGCCCCGCCCCCAGUUUUUCUUCUUUUAAAUACAGUCUCCUCCUUUACUGUGUUGAUUCCCUUUAUGUAUUCAAAUGUUUCUAUCAUAUCCCCCCUGUCUCGUCUUUCCUCCAAGCUAUACCUCCUGCUAUGGAUUUCUGCACAAAUUGGUCAUAAAAUGUGAUCUGAUCAUCAUCUAAGUCACAACAAUCGACAAUCACAGUCUGCUUAAACUAAUAACACACAAAGAAUGAAAUGUUGCCAUGUUUUUAUUGAAUACACCAUGUAAACAUUCACAGUUAAGGUGGAAAAAGUAUGUGAACCCUUGGAUUUAAUAACUGGUUGAACCUCCUUUGGCAGCAAUAACUUCAACCAAACAUUUCCUGCAGUUGCAGAUCAGAUGUGCACAACGGUCAGGAGUAAUUCUUGACCAUUCCUCUUUACAGAACUGUUUCAGUUCAGCAAUAUUCUUGGGAUGUCUGGUGUGAAUCGCUUUCUUGAGGUCAUGCCACAGCAUCUCAUUCGGGUUGACGUCAGGACUCUGACUUGGCCACUUCAGAAGGCGUAUUUUCUUCUGUUUAAGCCAUUCUGUUGUUGAUUUUCUUCUAUGCUUUGGGUCAUUGUCCUGUUGCAACACCCAUCUUCUGUUGAGCUUCAGCUGGUAGACAGAUGGCCUUAAGUUCUCCUGCAAAAUGUCUUGAUAAACUUGGGAAUUCAUUUUUCCUUUGAUGAUAGCAAUCCGUCCAGGCCCUGACGCAGCAAAGCAGCCCCAAACCAUGAUGCCCCCACCACCAUACUUCACAGUUGGGAUGAGGUUUUGAUGUUGGUGUGCUGUGCCUUUUUUUCGCCACACAUAGUGUUGUGUGUUUCUUCCAAACAACUCAACUUUGGUUUCAUCUGUUCACAGAAUAUUUUGCCAGUACUGCUGUGGAACAUCCAGGUGCUCUUGUGCAAACUGUAAACGUGCAGCUAUGUUUUGUUUGGACAGCAGUGGCUUCCUCUGUGGUAUCCUCCUAUGAAAUCCAUUCUUGUUUAGUGUUUUACGUAUUGUAGAUUCGCUAACAGGGAUGUUAGCAUUUGCCAGUGACGUUGUAGCUGACACUCUAGGAUUCUUCUUCACCUCAUUGAGCAGUCUGUGCUGUGCUCUUGCAGUCAUCUUUACAGGACGGCCACUCCUAGGGAGAGUAGCAGCAGUGCUGAACUUUCUCCAUUUAUAGACAAUUUGUCUUACCAUGGACUGAUGAACAGCAAGGCUUUUGGAGAUACUUUUAUAACCCUUUCCAGCUUUAUGAAAGUCAACAAUUCUUAAAGGACCACUAUAGUGCCAGGAAAACAUACUCGUUUUCCUGGCACUAUAGUGCCCUGAGGGUGCCCCCACCCUCAGGGACCCCUUCCCGCCCGGCUCUGGAAGGGGGAAAGGGUUAAAAACUUACCUUUUUCCAGCGCUGGGCAGCCACUAGAGGAUUAGGGGGAAGGCUUAGCCCAUUCAUAAACAUAGCAGUUUCUCUGAAACUGCUAUGUUUAUAAAAAAAUGGGUUAACCCUAGAAGGACCUGGCACCCAGACCACUUCAUUAAGCUGAAGUGGUCUGGGUGCCUAGAGUGGUCCUUUAAUCAUAGGUCUUCUGAGAGCUCUUUUCUGCGAGGCAUCAUUCACAUCAGGCAAUGCUUCUUGUGAAAAGCAAACCCAGAACUGGUGUGUGUUUUUUAUAGGGCAGCUGUAACCAACACCUCCAAUCUCAUCUCAUUGAUUGGACUACAGUUGGCAGACAUCUCACUCCAAUUAGCUCUUGGAGAUGUCAUUAGUCUAGGGGUUCACAUACUUUUUCCACCUGCACUGUGAAUGUUUACAUGAUGUGUUCAAUAAAAACAUGGCAACAUUUCAUUCUUUGUGUGUUAUUAGUUUAAGCAGACUGUGAUUGUCUAUUGUUGAGACUUAGAUGAUGAUCAGAUCACAUUUUUAUGACCAAUUUGUGCAGAAAUCCAUAUCAUUCCAAAGGGUUCACAUACUUUUUCUUGCAACUGUACAUGUUAAGAUCCUUUAACCUUUCCUGAUAAGUUUAAUCCUUCAAUCCAUGAACCAGUUUAGUAGCCCUUCUCUGACCUCUCUCUAAAGUAUCAAUAUCCUUCUGAAGAUACGGUCUCCAGUACUGCGUACAAUACUCCAAGUGAGGUCUCACCAGUGUUCAGUAUAGAAUAUAUAGAUCAGAACAGGGCUAUUAUUUGCUUUAGUUAUUCUACGUGGUUGCCUGUUUGUACCCACUUAUGGACAUACCAAGAACCUUUGUUAAUUGUAGAUUGGUAUCCAUUUUUUUGACUGCUAUUUUUCUAGGUGGUCACUACCUUUCCACACCUCUCAUAAUGAGUAUCCUCAAUAAAACUAUUCUGGACAAUAAAGGGUUUGUGGAACAUCACAUGAGCGUAUGAUCAUGCAAUCCAGAUAAAGUGGUGCCAAUGCUGUUUGGUGUUAUUUUUAUGUGGCAACUGGCCAAUGAUGUUUCAGAAUUUCUUGGACUCAAAUAAAACAUGCACUCUUUGAUUAAUUUGAAAAACUCAUUUUUAUAUGUUUGUAUAUAAAGUGCUCGCAGAUUCUGUACAAUUGAGAUACCAUGUAUGACACGUAGGGAUGUUUCGGUAGAUCUAAAUUUACAUUUUCAACAUAUGUGUUCUUGAUAUUUGAUUCUUGAGCUCACCAAGUUUUGGUUUGUUUGUUUGUUUUUUCCUUCUCUUUGUUGCAGACUCUGACUCCUUACAAUGUUGGACUGAUCAAGCGAGCAAUCAGCCAGAGUGGUGUUGGACUUUGCCCUUGGGCAAUUCAACAAAACCCCCUGAAGUAUGCUAAAGAGGUAAUGAUCCCUUUUGAUCAGAGCACUUAUUCCAAACUUGGUGGCCAAUCCUUUGUAGAUACCAAGUAAUCAUUCGAAGUAUGGCCUACUGUGCUUUCUCCCCUCUGAUCUUUACUGCCUCCUUUGGUAAAUUCGUCAGCUCCUUUGGCUUCCAAUAUCAUUUCUAUGUGGAUGACAUGCAAAUCUAUUUGUCCUCUCCUGAUCUCUUGCUGCCCCUCUUGAUUUGUGUGUCUGACUGCCUCUCUGCUAUCUCCAACUGGAUGGCUGCUCACUUCCUUAAACUUAACCUGUCCAAAACAGAAAUUCUGGUCUUUUCUCCCUCGUGUGCUGCUACUCUCAUGUCUGUCUCCCUCUAAGUCAACGGUACUACCAUCAGCUCUAACUUGCAGGCUCACUGCCUAGGUGUUCUCUUUGACUCCAACCAAUCCGUCACUCCUCAUGUUCAGUUGAUCGACAAAUCCUGCCGCUUCCAUCUCUGAAACAUUUUUAAGGAUUGAAAUAUGAUGGAUCUCACAUAAUAAUUUCUACCCUCCCCAGUAGCACUCCAAAGGGUGAAAGCAUACGAAAGAAAAUAUAUCUGUUUAUAGACAUAAUCUUUAAACAGUCCAUAGAGGGACUGUUCUAAUUUCAUCAUUAAGCAUUAGCUGCAUUUUUAAGUACUAUGUAGUGAAGAUUGAUACUGUAGCCAGUCAAUGCUUUCUAAAAUUGUCAGAACAUUUGGUUCUGCCGAAUAAUUGUUUUAUAAAGGUAGAACAAUUUUCGGGGCACCUGCAUUUCGGCUGGAUGUUUGGCUCAGCCAAAUUUCAAUUUGGGAAUCAAAUCAAGAAAAAAAAACAAAAAGGCAGGAAAAUGGGCCAAUUGUGUUAUAUAUCUGUAUAUGUUGCACUACAAUGAUAGGAGCAUUUUCACAUUUGGUUCACAGGUCAAGUGAGAAAAAGUAACCAAUAGAGGGAAAAACAGAAGGAGGAGUAAAAAAUUAUAUAUUUUUAUAUUAUAUAUUUAUUAAAUAUAUCUUGCUCACUUCUCGCUUGAUCUGUGAAUAAAAUCAACAUUUAGUGACUGUCCCACAGCCAUCAAUUCCCUUUUUUUUGGUGCCCCCAAAACAUAUUUGGCAUUGUGUGGUUCUGUUAGUCCGUAACUGCAUAUAUUCUGGCUACAGUGCAGGAAUUUCACGAUUGGCCCAAGUUCAGCCGAGUUGCAGUUCGGUCUGAAACAAAUUUCCAAGUCUAAUGCUUUUCAAAUUUGUAUGAAAAUGACAUGGUUAAUGUCGAAAUGUAAUACACUAGAGCAGCAGUAGGCAGCCUUCGGUACUCCUUUUCUGACCCUAGUCUUUCAAUCUCUCGGUAGAUUUUAUUUUUUCCUGGAAGCUUUUUUGAUCUGUCCAUUGCUUAAUUUUAUAGAGUUUUCGUUGUUUUUUUCAGCUUGGAGCUAAAGUUGGAUGUCCUGUUCACGACACAGCAGUUCUUGCCAGCUGUUUAAAAGCUACUGACCCCAGUGCCAUUACCGUUGCAUAUACUCUGGAGCUGGUUGGUCUACAAUGUGAGUGCCGCGUUAGGAAAAAUGUGACCAUAUGGGAUUCUGAGAGCAGAAAGAAAUGGAACUUGUUGGUUAGCUAAAGCACACUGCUACCUAGGAUGCAUUUAAACCUUCACCAUCUUACUUGGGUGUUCUGAGGUUUGAGCAAUACAAGUCACUGUAGCUGUUGACAGCUUGACUAUGCUGUUACUAAUUUAGAAAAGAACACAGACUGUAAGGGGCACAAAAAUAAAGACACAACAAUAAAACAGAAAAAACAGGUCAGACUGUGGAGGGCAAUGAAAUACAAUGAGAAAUGUACUGAAAACCCGCAAAGAGGAGUGAGUAAAUGGCAAAAAUGGCAAAGACAAAAAGGGAUAAAAAAAAAGCAGGGAGGAUGAUUGAAACACAAAAAAUGGAGGAACUGGAAACAAAAUGGCACAAGGAGAGAAAGAUGGCAAAGGAAGUGACAAAAUGGAAGAUAGGUAAACUAGAGCUGGUUGGGUAUGAAGAGAAUUAGAAGCAGAAAGGAAUUGAAUGUUUGUAAUAAUAACUCUUAUUUUUUCAUGGCAGACCCCUUGGUUCAUUACCUGGCUUUCUCCCCUGUCAUCGAUGGGGACUUCCUCCCUGAUGAUCCCAUGAAUCUUUUUUCCAAUGCUGCCGAUGUGGAUUAUCUAGCAGGAGUAAACAACAUGGAUGGCCACUUGUUUGCAGGCGUUGAUAUGCCAGUUAUAAAUGAACCACUCCAGAAAAUUUCUGCGUAUGUCUAGUUUUCAUGCCUUGACCAUUGAAUGAUAGAAAGCAGUAAUUUAUGAAUGAAUGAUGUCAACUGGUAAUGAUUGGGGAUCUAAAGAAUGAUGGCAACUGGUAAUGGUAAUGGUUUUCAGUGGAUAUAAAAUUAGAGAAUGGAUCGCAAGUUUUGAAUGGACCACUAACCAAUGGAUUAUGUAAUUGGUGUAUCACUGAGUUCUGAGGGUGAAUUGAUGAUGUCACAUGAUAAAUGUCUGUGUCAUGCACCAAUCUGAUAAUGUUCUCUCUUAUAGAGCUAACAUAGAGAAAUUAGUGGAGGGACUGACUUUUCCCAAAGGCACAGAGGGAUUCACUAUGGCAUAUGACCUUUACACCACAAACUGGGGACCAAGUCCAAGCCAGGAGCAGAUGAAGAAGACUGUUGUUGACAUUGAAACAGAUUAUAUUUUCCUGGUACCAACACAAGAAGCAUUGGCACUUCAUUACCAGAAUGCUAAGUAAGUUAAAAAAAACAAACAACUAAAAGAGAAGGUAUUAUAAAAAAAAAAAAAGAUUGACCCUCAUUUACAAAUGUAAAAUUACACUAUCUAAAAAAAAUAAAAUAGAUGACAUUUGUUUAGCAAUGAAACAGCUAUAUUUAACCCUUCGAAUACUAGUUGAAAGAGGUAUGGUAGUGCUCAUGUUGUUUUUGAUGUGGUUCUAAUUUAUUUUUUUUCACUGUUUUAUGACGCUAAUGUCAUAUUAAAGCAACAUCAUUAUAAUGUUACCAUUUAUAGCGAUGACAAUUUUACCCCACAAGGAAGGAUUUCAAUAUGAAACACAUGGGAUUGUGGUGGGUAAAACACAUAAUCCUUACAGUUUGACCCAAAUGCAUAUAAAUAGCUCAAUACACAGUUUAAAGGACUUUUAGAAAGCCAACUGAAUGAGCUUUGAAUGUAUUAUUCAUUGUAACAAUAUAUCUCUAUCUAGAAAGAAGGUUAGUAUAGUUAUACAAAGGGUAAUCAAUGUUAAGCAAACAUUUCCAGGUAGAACCUUCAUAGCCUGGAAGAUUUUGGCGGCCAGCGUUUUCACAAAGACACAAAAAACACUGAGAAUUAUGUGAGUGGCCGUUUUAAACCAGAUCUCAUGUGUGCAUUACCCGAAAUCUUCAUUCUUAAUCCUAGGACUGCAAAGACAUACAGUUACCUCUUCUCUCACCCAUCCCGUAUGCCCAUAUACCCAAGCUGGGUAGGAGCUGACCAUGCUGAUGACCUGCAAUAUAUGUUUGGGAAACCCUUCAAUAACCAACUGGCUUACAGACCCCAGGACAGAGAUGUUGCAACUGCCAUGAUUGCUUAUUGGACAAACUUUGCAGCAACUGGGUAAGGACAAAUCAUCAUUGUUCUUAUACUUCAUGAACUAAGCAGGGGUUGGGUAUAUUCUAUUCACAGCUCUAAAGCUGUGACUUUCUGUUUUCAAAAGCCUACGUUUACAAGUGAGUUAAAGGAACACUCCAAUCACCAUAACUACUACAGCAUGUUGUAGUGUUUAUGGUGCCUCUAGUGCCCUACCACCCCCACUUUUAGUAGUCUAUUCAUUUUCUAACGGUUGGACUUCUUACCUGGGGUACACCAAGCACAACCUCCUGCCUGACUGCAGCUGGAAGCUCUCUGUCUGAGCUAAGCACACAGGUGUGGGGCUUAGCUCAUUGGCUGAGAGCAAUUACGCACAGCAGGGCUUACCUUAGAAAACCUAAUAGAAGCUCCUAGCAGAAUAUUCUGUCUCUUACUUUCAGCUCUGAUGAGACUUCUUACACUGGUUGGUUGCCAGGGCACAUCUGGUACCAUAACACCUCCUCCUGAGUGUUAUCAUAUCUGGGUUUAAAUAAAGAUGAACAUGUCCACAACCCUCAUUGAUCACCAUUCCAAUCCAGAAGGACUCUGAGCAGUUUGAUCCCUAAAGAGUUAUGUGAUGGAAGUCUAGAAUGGUGGAAAGAGGGGGACUACACGUUAUCCUCCUUUCUUUUGCAUAUUUGCCUAUCCAAGUCUGGAGGACAUCCCUUUAAGGCGCUGCUUCCAUGCCCCUCUUUUCACCAAUACGCACCUAUGACCAGAAACAAGAGAGCUUGGUUUGUUCAAGCUGCCUACUUCAAACUCUAAACAAGUGCUUACCCUGUGAACUAUUAUGAAGUCUAGAAUGGGCUACAAAUUACAGCAGAGAAAUUUAGGAAUGUGUCACAAAUAUGUUUUCUUCCACCUGUCUCCUAAAAUCAGCUGAGACCUCAAUGAGGGCUGUUCAGAGAUAAUGUCCCAUGAGUUCUAUGUUAUCUCAGCAGAUUUAUUACACGAUGAACUUAAAUAAUUUGUGGCUCUGUGGAAAGAGGAAAGUGGGGCUUUACAAAGCACUAACCACUGUUAUAAAUGGUAAUGUGGCCUAGAGCACCUUAAAACACACAUUCUUCUAGGCCGGAAGGAGGUGGGGCAUGAUAAUGAUGGUUACUAUAUCACUUAUCAACUCUGUGUCCCGAAAAAGGGGCCAUAUCAGUCUGGUGCAGCCUUGCUUGGUCAGCCCAUGCGCAGAGAUUACUCCAUGUUAUUACCUACAUAAAGCCACCAUGUCAUAUAUUUACUACCAGAGUCUUUUAACAAUGUUAAACGAGGACACAAGAGCUUGCAAUUUUCAACUAAAACACAUUAUAUGUGUAAUCAGUGUCCUGCUAUAUGGAAACACCCAGAAAAUGAAAGGAAAAACUGAAGGGUUAUUACAUUACACCCACAGCUGUUAGCAAGCCAUAAUUCACUGGAACAUUUGUCAACGUAAACCACAGGAAGUGGAAGUGGCAUAAAUUCUAGUGGCAUGUCCUUUUAUCUAACAGCCUGAGAGCAGGUAUUUAAACAAAAGUGUGACUUAAAAGAUUCACCUUCCAGCUUCAGUGUCACAAAUGCCAUCCUUUUCAUAUGAAGUAUAAUGAAUGAAUGAAUUAAUUAAUUUUUAUUUAUUUCACAGAGAUCCCAACACUGGGAAAUCCAAGGUCCCUACCCCUUGGCUGCCUUACAAUACUUAUUAUGGCCAGUAUCUAGAAAUCAAUAAUUCCAUCAGCUACCAGUCUAUGAAACAGAGUCUUCGUUCACCUUAUGUCAGAUUCUGGGUCCAGACCUACCGGAACCUACCCACACUCUAA
Molecule: messenger RNA, 26632 nt
Organism: Pelobates cultripes (western spadefoot toad)
Lineage: Eukaryota; Metazoa; Chordata; Amphibia; Anura; Pelobatidae
Source: the annotation of a GenBank genome assembly